AGCAGAUCUCCCAUUGGAACAGAGCCCUAUCAAUCAAAGCGCUGUCCCGGCCGACAGAGUGACAGAUAAUGGAGUGCUUUCAGGUACGGAGAGUGGACUAGCAGGAAGUGUCAAGGCAGGACGCCAGCGAGGUAAAAGCUGCACGGUAGGGAAGUUAAAACGCAGCAGCUGAAACAUGUCAAGCGAGGUGCGCUACUGUGAAAAGUUUUCGUACCUGUUCCUGAAGGCGACUCUCAUCGUAUACGCCACAGUAUUCUGGCUGAUUGGAGGAUUCAUCCUGGCUAUUGGGAUCUAUGCAGAGGUGGAACGUCAGCGUUACAAGACCUUGGAGGGUGUGUUUCUGGCCCCUGCCAUCAUCCUCGUCGUCCUGGGGCUGGUCAUGUUCUUCAUCUCCUUCAUUGGCGUGCUGGCCUCUCUCAGGGACAACCUCUGUCUACUUAAAGUGUUCCUCUACACGCUGACGAUCUGCCUGAUCCUGGAGCUCCUCGGUGGCAUUCUGGCCAUCGCUUUCCACCACCAGACUGUGGACAUUCUGAACAAAAAUAUCCGGAAGGGCAUGGUGAAUUACUACGACGAUCUGGAUUUCAAGAACAUCAUGGAUUUCGUCCAGAGGAAGUUCAGGUGCUGUGGUGGCCAGGAGUACACUGACUGGCAAGUGAACAUGUACCACAACUGCUCAGCCCCAGGUCCCCUUGCCUGUGGUGUCCCCUACACGUGCUGCGUAUCCAGCAAGCCGGCGGAAGUUGUGAACACUAUGUGUGGGUACCAGGUGAUUCAGAAAGAGCGUCUCCAGUUGCAGCACAUCAUCAACAUCCGUGGCUGCACUGACGCAGUCUUCAUCUGGCUUAUGGAUAACUACAAGAUUAUGGCGGGGCUGCUGCUCGGUAUCCUGCUUCCACAGUUCUUCGGUGUGAUCGUGAGCUGGCUGUACAUCACUCGGGUGGAAGACGCCAUCACUGAGUAUGGCUACCAGCUGGACAGCCUGCUCCAGGAGAGGCAGGCGCGGAAGCAGGGCAAGCUGGCCCGGUGCUGCCGGUGUCUACCCGAGCUGGACUGAGCCUAGGUCUGACAGACCUGGCCUGACCCUCAGCAUGAAUGCUUCUAAUUUCCUCUUGUACAUGUAAAUAUUAGGUACCUCUCUGUAAGGGGCAUUGGUGAUUAUUAACAUGGAAUUACAGUUUGUGCUUUAUAACAAGGAUGGGAGUCCACACUCUGAUGCAGGCGUAUCUGUAUUUUUUGUCUUAGUGGUGGGUUUGGUUUUUUCAAAUCUUUUAAAUUUUGGUUAGUUUCAGAUGAUUAUUAACUCUCAGAAGUAGUAAAUAAGCCACAGGUUAGUGGGUUUUGAGCGCGCAAGCAAGAACCGGAUGUCAUUCAGGGUGCCUGUAUUUUUGACAGUUUUCUAAUGGGUGUAAUCUGCCUUAUUUAAAAAGAGCAUAUGCAGCUGGACUUACAGGCCUGAUCUCAAAACACUCCCAUUUGCACCAUCAGCAGUGCCCAGUAAAGAUCAGCAAGGAAACAUGUAUCUGCACAUGAAAGUAAAGGAGUGUUUUGAUUGGCAUCUUUUUUAAAAGCACUCCAUGCUGUGUGUUUGUCGGGGGUCCCUCCCAUAGAAAGAGAUGCUCCAUGUGCUCCUGUAAGUGGCUCGGUGAAUUAUCAGAGACCUGUGUAAUUUGGGUAAACUUAUGUUUGGAGAUCUGCAAGCUGAAUUCAUUGUGAUGUUUCCGCAGUCUUUUCUCGGGCAGUGCUCAUCACAGCUGUCUAUAAACUGAACCUGGUGAGGAUGUGGGUGAGGUUUCCGAUUAGUGAAAGUAAUUUAUGCAUGCACUGUCUCUCCUCAAACAUCAAAAUGAGUCCUCCUUUAAGGAGAGCCAGAAGGCUGUGUGAUGUAGGAAUGGAGUUUACUGCAAUGUACUUAUUGAGAGCGAAUGUUGCCACAUCAAACCUCAUCUGCCUCAUCUGCCCAACAGACCUGAGGCAGAUGAGGCAUAUUCCAUAAUGCUCUUUGUUUACAAGCAUAUUGCCUCUAACUCAGACCUGAGCAUGAUCCUCUUUUCAGGCACAUUGGUUAAUAUGUUUCCAAGAAACUGCUGCGCUUUGGAGAGCACAAACUCUGCUGCACUGUAAUAGCUCUAAUAUCAGCACUGUAACAUGAAUAUUUUUAUACUGUAGAGCCUAUAUUCCUGCCUAGUGCUCUGUUUUUAUUUUCUAUCAAAGUUGAGUACGACAUGCAAGGUUUAAGCCUGUUUAUUUUUACAUCUGUUUUUUUUGUAAUUCCUCAGUGACUGUUUAUGACAUGUAAAGGUGUAUUGUGGAUGCACGCAAAUGGAAAAAUAAAUGUUUUAAGUGCC
Messenger RNA from Paramormyrops kingsleyae, 2348 nucleotides. RefSeq names its product tetraspanin 15 (gene tspan15). The record is from RefSeq and is a predicted model, not a curated record. NCBI's taxonomy places the organism in Eukaryota, Metazoa, Chordata, Actinopteri, Osteoglossiformes, Mormyridae. Gene Ontology annotation, cellular component: plasma membrane.